UUCCUCUCGACCUCCUGCACCCACUGUCAAACAUCGAAGAAAGCAGUUCCUCCAAAUCCAAUCAAUUUCUCUUCCUCUCUGUCUCAACUAGGGUUUCAAAAUUAGGUUUAUUAAUUUUGAUCUCCAAGAAAAAACUCCCCAGAUCCGAGAGAGGUCGAAACCAAGUAGAUUCAUAGAGAGAUAUCAAAACAAUCAAUGGUGGCAAUUUCUCUUUACAGGGGAAAUUUACACAAAGCUCCUGACGCUCCUCGGAAAUGGUUGAUGCCGAGACGACAUAUUUCUCUGAAAGAUUUCAGAAUUCUUUCACAUAAACGUGAUAGAACCCUUUCUGCUAUCGUUCCCUCCACCAAAAUUACAUCUCCCCCUACUACAACAAUGGUUUCUGUUCCAAACCCUAACCCUAAUUUACAGCAAGGGGAGGGAGUAGGAGAUAGUGGAGGUUCAAAGAACAAAUUGGAUUCAGCUACUGAAACUUGUGAUCUUAUACAAUUGGAACAAGAAAUUGUGGAUUUGAUUGAGGUGAAGGAAAAGGAGGAGGGACAACAGCAGCAUCUUUUAACGGCGGGUAAAGAGGAGGAAGAGUUUCAGAUUGAAUUGGAUAUUGAUGGUGGUGGUACUUGUAAUGAACAGCAACAACCUGUGGAAGUUGAGGACGAUUGUAUUUUGACUGUUGAUGAAAUAACAGAGUUAAUCCUUGAGGUUGAUUCUGGUGGUUUGGAAAAUGUCGUCCCUGCCGGUGUGGAUGGGACUUCACAAGAGGUGCUGGUGGUUUCUGAUCAACCAACUAUAAAUGUGUUCGAAAAUGUGGAUCUGCCAUACGAAAAGGAGAAAAAGAAAAGGGAGUUGGAGGAGAAGUUGGAAGUUCUGAAUGGGAGGAAACAUAAUCUAGUGCAAAUGCUUAAGCAGCAGAUUCUAAAUGCGGAGGAGGAGAUGAAGAGAAGAAACAACGUGCCGGCAUCAGUAAUCCGACCUCCUGCUCCUCUGCAAGUGGAGACAAGCGACUUAGGGUCUCCUAGACAGGCUGUUACUAGAACGGGUAUGGAUGCUAAUCACUGUGGAGAUUUAGAGGGAGAAUCAGAAGAUCAUUCUCCUCAUAACGCACAUAUACGCAAUUUUCAGCGUAUGCGCAGCACAUCUCCUUCUGGAUCUUCUCCUUUUAGAAAGAGUUCACAUAGCUCCCUUCAACCUAAUACGGUUUUGUGCCCUCCACGAACUAGUGGUAUUAUAGCCAGUCCAAGUCCAUCACGCUUUGCUCCAUCCGGAUCAGCACAUCCUACAAAUCCUCCGCCUGCUCCUAUAUCAGUCUCCGGAACUCGGUUAAUGGCUUCAUUCCCUUCUCCCGCUGCUUCAGGCGGCACUUCAGUCUUCAGAGAUUCCCGUUUUACCAGUCCGUCGUGAAAUUUACCUGGUGGGUAAAAAUUUAGCUGUAUUUUGUAGCAGCUGAUUUGUAAAUUUGUUCAGAUUAUGUACUAGCUUCUAUUUUUCUAAUCGAGUAAAUUAAUCUUCUUCCAAAACCUGUUGUACAUAGAAAAGACUAGCAUCUGUUGUCAAAAUUGCUCAAUAGAAACAUGACGAAUCUUUCUCUGGACAUAAUGUGGGUGAGGGAUACCUGAUUACCCAAA
Papaver somniferum (opium poppy) is the source of this 1622-nucleotide messenger RNA. RefSeq lists its product as uncharacterized. The coding region runs from base 196 to 1398 and encodes 400 amino acids. Gene Ontology annotation, cellular component: chloroplast. The record is from RefSeq and is a predicted model, not a curated record. The transcript is spliced from 4 exons. NCBI's taxonomy places the organism in Eukaryota, Viridiplantae, Streptophyta, Magnoliopsida, Ranunculales, Papaveraceae.